This is a messenger RNA of Tribolium madens (black flour beetle), 940 nucleotides long. RefSeq names its product FYVE and coiled-coil domain-containing protein 1-like. NCBI's taxonomy places the organism in Eukaryota, Metazoa, Arthropoda, Insecta, Coleoptera, Tenebrionidae. The record is from RefSeq and is a predicted model, not a curated record. The coding region runs from base 94 to 873 and encodes 259 amino acids. The transcript has 3 exons.
UUACGCCACUCGUAUAAAAAUGAGUGGUACCAUAACAAAAACAACAGUAUCUCCUCAGCUUUUAGCCCAACACCUCCUCCAGCUCCAGCAAUCAUGUCUAGAGUUUUUGUUGUCAUGGUCGCCAUCUUAGCGACCGCUUCUUCCAAACAACAAAAACUGAGCACGAUUGCAGACCCUCAAGCCCAAUCAACCGCCCAAAUCGCAGCCAUCGAAUUCGAAGGAGACUAUUCCGCCCACGGGGGCAAGAAAUACUCCUCCAGUGCUGAGCUUACUAGCCUUGCUCACUCUUCGGCCCAGCAAGCCAAAACGGCUGUCCGUAAUCAACAAACUGCCGGACUGCAAGCCGCCCUCGGGGCCCAAACCGGUUACGCCCGCGCCGCUCUCGAGGCCGCCGCCGCGGCUCAAGUGGCCCUCGUAGCCAAACAAGUUAUCGUGCAGAAUAUCGAAAAGGACAUCGAACACGCCGCCCACCAGUUACAAGCCGAAGAAGCGCAGUAUCAGCAGUCAUUACAAGCCGCCAACGCCGCCCAAAACGCCGCUCAGCAGAGCCAACAACAGUUAAGCGCCACCACUGCCGCUCUCGCAGCCGUGCAACAAGCCGUAGCACAGACUGAACGCGCUGCUGCCGCCGCCUCCUCUGCAGCUGCCAGUCAGCAUCAGAUGAUUCAAGACGCGCAGCAGAGGUUAGCGAGACUUCAUGAGAAAUUGCAUGCAGCGUUGGGAGGAUUGGAGGAGACUAAAAUUUCGGCUCAGAAGGCGACCGCGGCGGCUCAGAUUGCUCAAAGCAAUGCAGCGGCCUCGGCGCAGUUGGCAGUGGUGAACAGCGCGAGUAAUCAGAUAGACGAGCAUGGUGCUCAUGAAUAUCAUCAUUGAUUUUGAGGUGCAUUGUGUAUCAUCCAUUCUGUAAAUAAUCAUUUUAGAAGAAAUACAUCAUGUUUUA